GGGCAUCCUAUUAUCGCUUCUCGUGUGCAUCUACAACUCCGAACUUCCCUCCAAUUCGGGGUCGGUGCCCCAUGUCCUUCGGUUCAUCGAGAAAGCCAAGGACUUCUCGCUAGCCAUAACCAAGGACGAGGCAAAUAUGCCAUAUCCAGGAUCCGCUAUUUUGAGAUCUACUGCCCAACAGCUUUCGGUCGAGUUAAGGAAUCAUUACAGUAAUGGCUCUAAAGAUCUUUGUGAGAAGGUCAAAGCACGCAAGGGAAAAGGUCCUUUGCCUGCAUAUGCACUAAACAGCAUCGAUCAUGGCAUUUCAGCAAUCAAGAACUUUAUUCUCCUAGACAGGGUCUGCACGAGUGGUCGAAGGUUGGCUCUGCUAACCUCCUUUGAAGACAUUUUCAUAUCUUUUUCGAAGUCGGAUCUGAUCAAGAUCUUUUGGCAAGACGUGGUCUUGCGAAAGCUACUUCAAGACUAUGCCAAGCCUGAUUUCCCAAUCACCGAAAACAUCACGCAGGCGGACGUGUCGUAUUGGCUCUCGGAAAAAGCACCUGGACUAUCAAGCUGGUCACCGACAUUGGAGGACACACACCAGAGUAACAGAAAACGCUGAAAGACUAUAAGGCGAGAAUGUUUGUAAUGCCUUUGGACAAGAUGAGACAGCAUAUUGGAGCCAUUCAAGACGACAGCUUCGAACCCAGCUCGUACAAGGAACGUGGCUAUGCUCUACGUGGCUCACUUCGAACGGAUGGGUUUCGACUCUAACGGUUAGCAUUCAAGCUGAACGAACCCAAUGCGAUCAAGUACAGACGACUUCCCGAGGCCAAGUUACCUUCUCGUACCACUUCUACUCUCGGCGGCACGGACUAUUUCUUGACCGAGAUCAGGAAUGUCGUGAAGACUAAGCAGGCAGAUCAAGAUUUU
Gamsiella multidivaricata is the source of this 912-nucleotide messenger RNA. RefSeq lists its product as uncharacterized. The record is from RefSeq and is a predicted model, not a curated record. The coding region runs from base 137 to 601 and encodes 154 amino acids. The transcript is spliced from 2 exons. NCBI's taxonomy places the organism in Eukaryota, Fungi, Mortierellomycota, Mortierellomycetes, Mortierellales, Mortierellaceae.